Nerophis ophidion (straightnose pipefish) is the source of this 8455-nucleotide messenger RNA. It is a transcript of the gene nrp2a, whose product is annotated as neuropilin 2a. NCBI's taxonomy places the organism in Eukaryota, Metazoa, Chordata, Actinopteri, Syngnathiformes, Syngnathidae. The record is from RefSeq and is a predicted model, not a curated record. The coding region runs from base 519 to 3173 and encodes 884 amino acids. Gene Ontology annotation, molecular function: semaphorin receptor activity; vascular endothelial growth factor receptor activity. Gene Ontology annotation, biological process: axon guidance; angiogenesis; vascular endothelial growth factor signaling pathway. The transcript is spliced from 17 exons. Gene Ontology annotation, cellular component: membrane.
ACACACACACACUCACACACUCACACACACGUGCGCUCCUUACGCACGCAGGCGGCUGACAGAGCAGCGGGAAUCCGACGCAGCUUUUACCCCCCAAAACAUUUUUUUAGACACUAUUGUUAUUGUUGGUGUGCUCCCGUCAAUCUGGUCCUGGGUGACUUGGCGGCGGACUUCCAUGAGAGGCGAUCCCCCGGGUGCGCGCGCAGUCACGCGGGGAACCAGAGAGGCGCACCCCGCGGUACCGGACUCUCCUCUGCGCGGUACCGGACUCUCCUCUGCGCGGUACCGGACUCUCCUCUCCUCUGCGCGGAUCCGGCUCACUUUGUUUUUUCUAUUUUUGGAUGUUUUUGCGCUGCUAAAAAAACCACAUUUUCUUCUUGUUUGAGCGGUGACAUGUAGUUGUCACGUGUCUAUGGAUUAUUGAUCUCAUCCAACCUUAAAGCGCAUUUUGAUCCAAAGCAAGACUGAGAAGUUGACAGGAGAUUUUUUUUGUUUUCUUUCUUUCUGCGUCGUCCAGGAUGGAUUUUGUGCGCUGCUGGCUUGGAUUGUUGCUGGCACUUUAUUGUCACGUUGCGCUGCAGGUCGGCGCUGAAGAAGCCUCCGAGUGCAGGGGCAUCUUCGACGCCAGCAAAGCGGGCUACAUCACCUCUCCAGGGUACCCUCUAGAAUACCCGCCUCACCAGAACUGCCAGUGGGUCAUCACGGCGCCGGAACCCUCGCAACGCAUCGUCCUCAACUUCAACCCGCACUUUGAGAUCGAGAGGCUGGACUGCAAGUACGACUUCAUCGAGAUCCGUGAUGGGACUUCGGAAAAUGCAGACGUCUUGGGUCGUCACUGCAGUAACAUCGCCCCAGCGCCGAUUAUCUCGUCAGGUCCCUCCCUGCAGAUACGAUUUGUGUCGGACUACGCCCACCAAGGAGCUGGCUUCUCCCUACGCUACGAAAUCUUCAAAACAGGCUCGGAGUUCUGCUUCCGCAAUUUCACCAGCAGCUCCGGGAUGAUCGAGUCGCCGGGCUUCCCCGACAAGUACCCGCACAACCUGGAGUGCUCCUACAUGAUCAUCGCGCCGGCCCACAUGGACAUCGCCCUCACCUUCUUGACCUUUGACCUGGAGAACGACCCCCUGAUGGUGGGAGAGGGGGACUGCAAAUACGACUGGUUGGACGUGUGGGACGGACUCCCGCAAGUGUCCCCGCUGAUCGGGCGGUACUGUGGUACCAAGAUCCCGCCUGAGAUCCAGUCAUCCUCGGGCCUGCUGUCCCUCUCCUUCCACACGGACAUGGCGGUGGCCAAAGACGGCUUCUCUGCUCGCUACAACAUGACGCGCAAAGAAGUCAGAGACUCGUUUCACUGCAGCAUGGCGCUCGGCAUGGAAUCGGGGAGGAUCAGCGACGAGCAGAUCAGCGCCUCCACGAGCUUCUACGACAACCGCUGGUUGCCGCGACAAGCUCGCCUCAACAACCACGACAACGCCUGGACGCCCUCCGAGGACAGCAACAAGGAAUACAUUCAGGUUGACCUCCAGUUUCUGAAGGUCCUGACGGGCAUCGCCACCCAGGGUGCCAUUUCCAAAGAGACCCAGAAGUCUUACUAUGUUACCGCGUUCAAACUGGAGGUCAGCACCAACGGGGAGGACUGGAUGAUCUAUCGGCAUGGCAAGAACCACAAGGUUUUUCACGCCAAUACGGACCCGGCCGAGGUGGUGCUGAACCGCGUACCGCAGCCUGUUUUGGCACGGUUUGUGCGUAUCCGACCGCAGACUUGGAAGAACGGCAUCGCCCUGCGCUUUGAGCUCUACGGGUGCCAGAUUACAGAUGCGCCGUGCUCCAGCCUGCAGGGCCUGCUGUCCGGCCUGCUUCCUGACGCCCAGAUCUCGGCCUCCUCCAGCAGGGACGUGGUGUGGAACCCCAGUACGGCGCGCUUGGUGGCCAGUCGCUCCGGCUGGUUCCCCUCCCCUGCACAGCCCCUUGCUGGGGAAGAGUGGCUUCAGGUGGACCUGGGUGUGCCCAAAACAGUGCGUGGAGUCAUCACCCAGGGAGCGAGGGGGGGAGAUGCAGGCAGCGGCGCAACGACAGAGAACCGCGCCUUUGUCAGGAAGUACAAAGUUGCUUACAGCCUGAAUGGAAAAGAAUGGAAUUUUGUCAUGGACAGAAAGACCAGCCUGCCCAAGAUUUUUGAGGGGAACACACACUACGACACCCCGGAGCUGCGGCAUUUCGAGGAGACGGUGGCCCAGUACGUCAGACUCUACCCUGAGCGCUGGUCUCCAGCAGGGAUCGGGAUGAGGGCGGAGAUACUGGGCUGUGACCUUCCAGAAGUCACCACACCUGCAGACACAGCCACUCCCACAGUCCCUGCAGGCGCCCAGACCACCACUUUCCCAGCGUCCACAGUGGCCACCGCACCUUCGGCAGACGGCGUGUGUGACUUUGAGCGCGGCCUGUGCGGGUGGACGCACGACCCCAGCGCCCCCCUCCUCUGGUCCUUGCACAGCCACGAGCUCAACGGUCAUCUGUACAUCGAGGCCAGCCCGAAGACCGAGCAGCAGCCAGCCCGCCUCCUGAGCCCCACCGUGGCGGCCGACACCGGGCCCAUCUGCCUCCUCUUUUCCUACCAAAUGUGGGGGGAGGCCCAGGGGCACCUGAGGGUCCUGCUGCGGGACGCCCAUAAUGAGGAUACCAUCCUGUGGACCCUGAAAGAUGACCAGGGCCCGGUCUGGAAGGAGGGCCGCACCAUCCUACCUCGCUCGCCCAAAGAAUACCAGGUGGUGAUGGAGGGCUUCUUUGCACACGGCACCCGAGGACACGUCUGGAUCGACAACAUCCACAUGAGCUCCAGUACGCCGCUGGAGGAGUGCACGCAACCCAUCAACGCCUUCUCUCCAGAUAUGACAGGGGGAGGUAUUCCCGUUGCUCCCUUCCCCAUCCACUGGUAUUACAUAAUGGCCGCCGGGGGCGCCCUCCUCCUGCUGGCGGUGGCCAUCUUGGUCAGGGCGCUGUGUUGCUGCAGACGCCACCUGGCCACCAAGAAGAGCCAGCAGUCAGUGGCGUACCACAGCUCCUCGCAAUGCUUCCAGUACUCCAACUGGUCCUCCAGUAUGGCCGCCCCCGGGGUGGAGCCGGUCUUGACAGUGAGGCUGGACAGCCGGGACCGACACCGCACCCUGUGCUGAGACCAGGGAGCGAGCAGGACGCCCCCACUUGUGAUGUCAGUCGACUGACUUUGGACCCCCGUUACUGGAUGUGGCUUUGUUUCCUUCUUCCAUCGAGGAGUUUGAUAUUGAGGACCGGAUUAUUUAUGCCCAUUGAGAGCUCUCUGGACCCCCAGAACCUAGACAGGUGGCCUGGGUGUAGCCAGGAAGAGCUGCCAAAGCACCAGCGAGAACAAGACCCCCCGAGGACGAAUGGUUUUAGAAAUGCUUGGACUUGGGCCCACUGGGGUGUCGGGAGGGACGGCGCUCACUUAUCCUUUCCAGGCGAGCAUGCGCGACACAGAAGUCACGCACUUCAAGUCCUGCAUCACUCCAGGAGAUCAGCAGAUUGCUUGAUGGACGUCCUCGUCUUCACGUUUUCUUACUCUGUCGUAAUAAAGCAUUGGCGCCGCCCACUCGUGUUCUUCUGCCAACAUCUUAAGAGUUGGCCUGAUGAAAGCCGCGGUGUUUCCACCAGGAAUGUGUGCUGCCUUGUAAAAAAAAGACGCAGCUGUCUACCUUCAUCCUUUCUUUCUUGAUGCUCGCGCCCACAAAUCUUACAGCGCCAUUAAAUCCACGUAACGUUGUUUACGGUGGUGGUACCUCGGGAUACCGCUUCAAAGGGGGACUGCACUUUUUUCUGGAACUCUGCCUAUCAUUCACAAUUAUUAUGUAAGACAAGAACACAUUUGUUCUUCUUCUUUUAUGCAUUCUAAAUAGGAAAUAAAGUCAGCUUACCAUUACUAUUCUGCCCGAGUCACACCAAAGACUAUAAAAAUGGGAGCCAUUACCUCCCUGCUUUACACUCAGCAUCAAGGGUUGGAUUUGGGGGUUAAAUCACCAAAAAUGAUUCCCGGGCGCAGCCACCGCCGCUGCUCACUGCUCCCCUCACCUCCCAGGGGGUGAUCAAGGGUGAUAGUUCAAACAGAGAAUAAUUUCGCCACACCUAGUGUGUGUGUGACGAUCAUUGCUACUUUAACUAUACAGCCCUUAAAAAACAUCCAACCACCACCAUUAAUGUUUCAUAUACAUGAUGUAAGUACACAUGUAUUGUAGGAACAUUUAUAAUAACAUUUAAUAUUUACAUACUUUGAUCAUUUUAAGCAUACGCCGCGCAUUAAUGUAAAACAACACAUCAUGACAUGCACACCGAUUAUAACUCUCUGCAGACUUCAUGAGAGCCAACAAACAUAAUCAAACAUCACUUACUGUACAAUGUCUGCUGUCAUUCGUAUGCCCACUGCUAGGAUGUUCAUAUAUUCCCAUUGAGAUGAAGAAUGAAUCAUCAUACUUGCAAAGAAACGUGGGGUGAAGCCAAGCGUGUUUUUGUGUCGUUCUAAAGUGUACUGGAAAAUCGGAAUUAGGGUUGUUUGGUAUACGGUUAGAAUAGAACCGCAAUACUAAUGAAUCAUAUUCUCUACUAUACCGCCUCUUAAAAGUACCGGUCCGGAUUGAUACCCAAAUUUGUUGUAUCAUCCAAAAUUUCAUCAUCCAGAAUAAGUGAUUAUUACAUUUUAACAAAAGUAUAGAUAGAACAUGUUUAAAGAGAAAGUAAGCAGAUAUUAACAGUAAAUGAACAAGUAGAUUAAUAAUUUUGACAAAAUGUGUAUGACACAAUAUGUUACUUCAUAUGUCAGCAGACUAAUUAGAAGCCUUUGUUUGUUUACUUACUACUAAAAGACAAGUUGUCUUCAAUCAAUCAAUCAAUCAAUGUUUAUUUAUAUAGCCCCAAAUCACAAAUGUCUCAAAGGGCUGCACAAAUCAUUACGACUACAACAUCCUCGGAAGAACCCACGUUCACUAUUUUAUUUAAGGACACAAUUGCAAUAAGAAACAUAUGUUUAAUGCACCCUAAGAUUUUUUGUUGAAGCCAAUAAUGCAAUUUUUUUGUGGUCCCUUUAUUUAGAAGAGUACUGAAAAGUAUCGAAAUUAUUUUGGUAUCGGUACAAAAAUAUUGGUAUCGGGACAACACUGAGGUGAGAAAGCAGCGUUCACCUGCCGAUGAUGUCAUCAUUGGCACAGAAGCUAGUGAUCAUGGCGCCGCUAUAAAUAGUUUGUCUGUGUUAGCCCUUAUAAUAACAUUCUCACUAAUAUGUGGUUAAUAUUCAAGUUUUUAUUGGCUUUUAUGGGUGGAAUAGACGUCUUCGUUGUAGGCAGACUUAUUUAGAAUGCAAAAAAUAUAUAUAUAUACAUACAUCCGUCGUCAUGUCUCUCAUAAUCAUUUUAAAAGACUGGCAAAAUUCCUAAAAAAGUGCAGUUUCCCUUAAAGUGGUUCUGUGACGCAGCUCGUACCUCGAAAAGCUUGUUUUGCCGACAGCGUUGUCCAAUCAAAUGAGUUCAAGUGCUUGGAGCCUCCAAAACACCACAUUUUUAUCAUUGCAAUACAACAGUAACAAUAGAGUAGAAUGUAUUUUUCGGACCAUUGGAUACAUGAGGUGCAUUAAAGGGGUCAUAGCAGGAUUAUUUUUUUUGUGGUCCACGUUACAUGUGAUGGUGGUUCUUUUGUCAAAAUGUUGCAUAGAUGAUGUUUUACACAUCAUCUUCAAGCUGCUUUCUGAUCGUCUCUUCAGGAUGCCCCGUUUUGUGCUGACAUAGUUUCAACACCUUUGCUGCUAUUUUGCAAAAAAAUCCCUGUUUAUUUCCACUGUUUUCCCUAAAACACACAUUGAGGCUAUAAACAUGAUUAAUCAAACAAAUUCGACUAUCGUAUUUUUCCGAAUAUAGCGCGCGCCGGGAUAUAAGCAACAUGAAAUUUUAGAAUAAACAUUUUUUUCCCAUAUAUUAGCCACACCGGACUAAAAGCUGCAAAUAUAUAUGCUGUGAAAUGAAUUAUUUACAUAGAAAUGUUUCGUAAAUGUUUAUUUACACACCUUAAUUGUUUCCAAACGGUGUCUGUAAAAGCAGGAAAACGGCGUAUCAAGCAAAACAGAAGCCGUUGUAGCUUUGGAAGCUAGCUCUCCAAUCAGCUAAACAGACUCAAUAACUCCACGGUGACUGUGGCGAAAAUGUCGGGGAUUCAACCCAAGGCUUCAUCCUGUUUGUGACGCCAAUUUUAUGUAGUAGAAAAGUCGGAUCUUAAACAGGAAUUAUAGAGAGUUUGUUACAGCAGUUUUAAUUACUCAUAAUCAGAUAGUACAAUGUUGGAUUGAAUCGAUAUGAAAACAAGACAGUGUCUCCGGAGACAAAGAUGGUGGACGCUCGUGAAAGGAAUUAAGAAAGAGCGCACAGCAGGCUUGGUCUUCCCUUCUUAUUAAUACGCUCCAUGAUGGCCUAAAUUGUAGCAUAACAACUUAUAUAACUGUCCGAUGUUGAAAUGUCACCCACCAACUGGGUCAGGGUGACUUGACUUCUCAUGUCGUGUCCCUCCCAAUGCAUUCAGUUUAGAGGUAAUCCUAGGACAGAAAUGUUCCACUACAUGACGUUUUUGGGGAAUUUACUGAGGAAUGUGUGAAAGUGAAACAAUACAAAAAGUAUGCCAUUUUAAGUUAAUACUAACACAUAAACUUGAAGACAAGUCAGCCAAUGCUAAAGAUGCUAGCUUGAAUACAUUAUGAUAGCGCGCACAAGUAUGCAUGACAACACUCCUACAGACAUCACACAUGGGACGCUUUCGUGAGUAAGAAUUGUUUUAGUUCAAUUGUAAAACUGACAAACCCUGCUUGGAGUGAUUAAUAAAGAAUCCUUCCAGCAGAACCGUUAUGGACGGCUUUACUUUCAGCUUGAGGCAAAACAGGAAGUACAUUUUCGACUCGCAUCACCUGCAGUUAGCGAGCUCAUCCAAAAGAUGGCGCCAUCGCAAAAAUGAUAACACACCUUUUCAGUCGUAUGCGUUGGUUUAAUGAAAACUAUUGAACACAAAUCACUACACUACAGAAAUUUGCAGGGGGGUGGAAAAAUCCAUGAAUUAGCCGCACCAUUUUAAAUAACCACAGGGUUUAAAGUGUAGGAAAAAGUAGCGGCUUAUAGUCCAGAAUUGACGGUACUCGAUUGCUAACAUAUUUGACAGCUACAGGCCGUGUUCGCUGUGACAGUUGCCAUGACAACUGAUGGCGGGGAGGCUCAGAACCCAAAUAUUUGCUGCCAAUCUAAAGCAUGAGAAGAAAAAGUGAAGAGUGGAGGUAGGACAGUCAUGGCAACUCCAGGCAGAACUUGUAGAAUUAGGUCCUGACGUUUAUUUAAUGUUGUUUUCUGGUGUUUUUUUGACCAUUGAAUUUUGCUCAUUUCUCCACCAAUAUUCACCCACACAAACACAACGUUGAACCAACAUGCUUCAAUGUCAGGUUUUGUCCUUGAUGUGACCAUUGAAAUGUCAUCAUCUCCCUAACAACAACAUGGAUCCAACGUUGGGAAGUCAACGUUGUCUCAAUUUAGAAAUACAACUAUUUUGCAAUAUUUCAGAGUCCAUUUUAAAAUAUUUGUGUGUAUAUUUCAUGUUGUAUCAACGUCUUGUGCCUCAUAUCCAAACCAAAAGCAACAAAAAGUUACUUCCUAAUAAUUAUUCAGCUUUUGAAGAAGAAAAUGAUCAUUUGUGAACACAUGGCUGGGCGAUGAUGUCACCAGUAGACAUCAGAGCAAUUUGAGCAUUAAAAAGUAUCAACCUGAUAAUAAAAGGCGGUCUUGAACUGGAUGAAAAGCUGGCUUCCCGGCAUUCUCGCAACAACAUUAAGUCAAGCUUUCUUUUGUCUCCACACGGUCACCUUCUCGCCAGCCGCUCGGCAGGACGCAAGCCGCCGCGCUAACUCCGAGUGGUCUUGGCAGAUGGCGGGCUUUUUUAAAUCCACCUGACACCUGGGGCGACGCCAGCCUUCCGAUACUUUUUAAUUAGUUAAUGGACAGAUAACAUUUAUUAAGGCUGCGGUCAGCACUUUCCCUCACAUCCGAGCGCGCCAUCACGCCAUCACGCCGCCUGCCAACUUCAGUUUCCCGGGAAACUGCGCUAAUAACGCCGUCGGCCAUAGCAGCCAUUCCGAUUGAGACGUGUGCCUUGCCAAGCAGUUACUCUCAUUGCUGCAUGCCUGCCAACCACACACACACACACACACACACACAUUCACAAAAAGUCUUCACUUACCUAAUACACUACUCUUAAACGUAAUAGUUUGGAUUAUUUUCAAAGGAGGCUUUAUUAUCCAAUGACACGUUUGCAUCUUUAAUCACUCCGAAUGAAGUCUUAUAAAGUCACUUUGCUACAUGAUGACUGUGUGUUUGACAGCAAUGUAUCAUAAUGAUAUUUCUCUAAUUAAUAAAGUCAUAUUUUUCUACAA